Molecule: messenger RNA, 804 nt
Organism: Trichophyton benhamiae CBS 112371
Lineage: Eukaryota; Fungi; Ascomycota; Eurotiomycetes; Onygenales; Arthrodermataceae
Product: protein kinase, putative
Exons: 3
Coding region: 1-804 (267 amino acids)
Biological process (GO): intracellular signal transduction; protein phosphorylation
Cellular component (GO): nucleus; cytoplasm
Molecular function (GO): protein serine/threonine kinase activity; ATP binding
Source: RefSeq, a predicted model, not a curated record
AUGAGCCUCCGUGAUAUGAAGACCGUCUUCUUUCCCAAUGGUUUUGAAGAAUCUUUUGUCAAGGCGGCUACUAUUGAGCUCCUUAAGGCUGUAGAUUUCCUCCACACCCGCGCAGGGGUCGUUCACACCGGUAUGCUUGUAUUCUUCCUGGAAGACGGCAGACAUUGCAUUUGCUCACUACCACUAGAUAUACAUCCUGGCAACUUGCUACUGGGCUUGUAUGAUAACAAUGUACUCCAAGUUCUCGAAAAGAUGGAAUUUGAUUCGCCUGUUCCUCGCAAGCCAGUUUCGGACUCUCGGACUAUCUAUAUGUCACGACUAGGUAAACCCAAAGAAGGGCCAAUGCUGUUAUCUGACUUCGGAGAGGCAAGAAUUGGCCCAGGACCCCAUGGCGGAGAUAUUAUGCCACUUGAAUUCAGGGCUCCUGAGGUUCUACUAUAUGUAGGCUGGAGUUAUCCGGUUGAUAUCUGGAGUGUUGGGCUUACAAGGCUCUUCACAGCCCGAGAUGAAGAGGAUGGCCAGGCGUACGAUGCGGUUCAUUUUGCUGAGAUGAUUGCAGCCCUAGGUCCUCCGCCAGCUGAAUUUUUGGCCAAGAACCCUGAGCGACGAGCUGAUUUCUGGGGCGAGAAAGGUGAAUGGUUGGAGUUGGCACCCAUCCCAGAAGGCAGAACACUAGAAUUCGUGGAGAACCGGCUGGAAAACAACGAGAAAUUCUUGAAGUUCAUACGGCGAGCUCUGACUUGGAUGCCUGAAGAGAGACCUACUGCAAAAGAGCUAAUGCAGGAUCCUUGGUUGACGUCGUAG